This is a messenger RNA of Kockovaella imperatae, 1539 nucleotides long. RefSeq names its product fumble-domain-containing protein. The transcript is spliced from 6 exons. The coding region runs from base 1 to 1539 and encodes 512 amino acids. Lineage: Eukaryota; Fungi; Basidiomycota; Tremellomycetes; Tremellales; Cuniculitremaceae. Gene Ontology annotation, molecular function: ATP binding; pantothenate kinase activity. Gene Ontology annotation, cellular component: cytosol; nucleus. The record is from RefSeq and is a predicted model, not a curated record. Gene Ontology annotation, biological process: coenzyme A biosynthetic process.
AUGCCUGAUAUUACCAUUCCUCAGGCGAGGAAGAUUGUGGUGGACACGACUGGAGCUCAGAUCGUUCAAGAAGAGUCCCCAGAGACUCGUGACUCGAGAGGGAUCUAUCUUCCUCAUUACAUCGAAGCUGUAUCACACAUAGCGAUCGAUAUUGGCGGCUCACUCGCGAAAGUCGUAUACUUUACUCGGUCCUCCAAACCCAUCAGUACAACCCCGCCAGCUAGAGAUCCCACCUCACCGUUCUUACCGCCUUCCUCAUCAUCCCUCUCAUCUCCUCCACCACCACCUCUAUCUUCCUCUUCUUCAUCCUCUACCCUGCCAGGACCUUCGGGGUCAUAUCACACGACCGCAUCCGCAAAUGGCGCUUCUCAAUCUCUCCCAGAGACGGCACCGCGACGUCCAGCUGUCAAUGGGGCUCUGACCCCUGGACUCCUAACCGAAGCCUCCUCCCCGCCCAACCACCAUUCCUCACCGCUCAAAGCAUCCCUCGCUUCCAUUUCCUCACAUCCGAAACUCCGCCGGUCUUCACUCCCUGCUCCUCUACCUGGAGGUUUGCUGAAUUUUGCCCGGUUCGAAACGUCCGCCAUUGAAGAACUCAUAAGCUUUCUCAAAGACCUCAUUGCGACUUCGGCAGUGGCCAACAGAGUCUCCCUGGAGAAAAUGAAGCGCAACGUCAAGGUCAUGGCCACAGGAGGCGGUGCUCACAUGUACUAUGAUCUGUUACAUUCAGAGCUGGAGGUGGAAGUGCUCCGGGAAGAAGAGAUGGAAUGUCUGAUACUUGGGCUCGGGUUCUUCACUCGAGUCCCGGAAGAAGUCUUCUGGCUAGGCGAGGAAUUAGUCUACAAAGUAUCACAUCCGGAAUCGUCGACUUCAUCGACCGGCCCGAGACCGCUGUCUAUCCCUCCAAAUGAACUUCCUCGACCAAGUCCAACACCGCCAACGUACCAAGUCACAUUUGCGCCUGCUCCUACAAGCUUGGACGAAGCUAUCCCUCACUUCCCAUGCCUCGUCGUCAAUAUCGGUAGUGGUGUCAGCAUAGUCAAGUGCGAUGCCGAUGGUAAAUUUGAGCGAGUCAGCGGAACAAGUCUUGGAGGUGGCACUCUGUGGGGUUUGUUGAGUCUCCUCACCGAUGCAAAGAGCUUUGACGACAUGCUUGCGCUAUCUGAAUUGGGUGACAAUGCUGCCGUCGACAUGUUGGUAGGAGAUAUCUAUGGCUCCGACUACUCAAAAAUCGGAUUGAAGUCUUCGACCAUCGCCUCGACGUUUGGGAAAGUUUUCCGGCGAGGAGCGACAGCAGACGAGCGAAAGAGAAAUCUCAAGCAGGAGGAUAUAGCAAAGAGUCUGCUCUACGCUGUCAGUAACAAUAUAGGCCAUGUCGCAUACAUGAACGCUGCCAAAUACGGUCUUGACCGAGUCUUCUUCGGAGGAUGCUUCAUCCGAGGGCAUGCAGCGACCAUAUCCACUCUAUCUUAUGCUAUUCGAUUCUGGAGCAAAGGUACGAUGAGGGCUUGCUUCUUACGCCACGAGGGCUUCCUGUGA